This is a messenger RNA of Gryllus bimaculatus (two-spotted cricket), 884 nucleotides long. Lineage: Eukaryota; Metazoa; Arthropoda; Insecta; Orthoptera; Gryllidae. The record is from the annotation of a GenBank genome assembly.
AUGCUCUCUCGCUACGAUUACCGGCGGCUAGGUCCCAAAGAAACAGUAAUUCAGGAAAUAUUGCAACGAAACCCCAUAACUCGAGGCGGAGCAAUGACACCCACCAAUGACAUCGUCAUCAGCAGCAUUGAUAAACAUGAGCGUUGGGUGAAACCACUAGAGAAGUAUUUGAGCAAGGUUACGUCGCAGUCCGUUCUCCGCCUUCGAGCUCCGGUAGAUCCAAGCAGCGUUGAAUUGUCGAGGUCAAGCGCCGUGAAGCGGCAGCUCCUUAACAUUAUAUUAGGAAAUGUGUGUUUCUAGAUAAACCUAUUGCAAGUUUGAGAAUUAGGAAAGGGAAUGAAUUUUGACUGAAACUAAUCCAUUAAUCUUUUUUUCACCACGAACGUGGGAUAUCGCAAUUUCAUGAGUUAUUAUGUUAAGGCAAUCAAUUGUAAAUAGGUUUAUAAAAAUAUAGGAAGCUGCAGGAAAGAGAUAUAAAGAGCACUUGGCUUGCAAUGUGUUGGCUUUUUUGAGUCUUAAAUUGGAUAUUAGGGUAAAUAGAAUUUGAAAAAUAUAGUUGUCAAAUUAUAGGGGUACUACCAACCUUCUAAAUUUCCAAUUGGGCUGUUAUAUUUCGACUACUAGUACGAGUAACUGGAAAACUCAUGAACAUUUGUCUCAGAAAUGACUACGCUCACGUACUGAAAGAAAAUAUUUGUAUAGUGAUGUAGUGUUUAGAAGAUUAUUUGGUUGGGUUGAAAAAAAUUGAAUGUGUUGGAGGUAUUCUUAUCCUAUGGUAUUGGUUCCAGGUGUGAUAAAUUUGCAUAUGAUUUGUUUUAUUAAUCUAUUCUUUUGUUUAAAACUAUACAUAUAUUUUGAAUUCAAUGAUAUCUUUGUAUAAAGGG